UGUCACAAAUAUAAACCAAGAAAUUGCACAUCAUUGUGACAAGUCUUAUAGCUACAAUGUUGUGUGAAGGAGGAAUUUGUAUUUUACCGAGAACUAAAUGGGAUUCGAUAACGAAUAGGUUAACCGAAGGAGAACGAAAGCAGGAGAAAUUGGAAAGGGAAAAAGCGUAUUUGAAGUAUCUGAAAGAAAUGAGUACUCAAUUAGUUGCAGGAACUCAUACAAAAAGGGAAGCGGCAGCAAAACGUCUAGAAGAAAAACAAAAAGAUGGCGAAAGAAGAGAAAAAAUUAUACUCGAAGAUUAUUUACGAAUGAGAGAAAAUCAAAAAAAGGAAAGAGAAGAAAUGUUGAAGAAAUAUGUGAGAGAAGCAGUUGUUCAUAGGAGCCCCACAUUAGAAUUAACCAGAGCCUUAAGAGAAGCACAAGUUUUGGAAGAGAGACGGAAAGAACUCGAACUUAAACAGAAGAUAAGAGAAAACGAGGAGAAAAUGGAACAAAGAGAGAUAAAUCAGCUGAAGCGUCAAUGGGAAGCGUCUGACAAAUUUCAUUAUGAAAAAGAGGAAAACAGAAGGUGUAAAUUGGAUCAAUUGAAGACUGAAGUUUGGAAACAAUACCAGGAUAUUCGUGAAAGGAAACAAAAAGAACAUAUAGAAUUGGUUGAUGAAGAACGAAUGAACCUUUUCAGAAUGGCUGAGGAAUUGGAGAAGAAGGAAAGAGUUAAAAAAGAACAGGUAAUUAUUCUCAACUGUUAUUUAACUCUGAAAUGGGACCUUGGAUUAAACGAUGAUUUUAAUGGCUAUUAUAUUGCUAUUUUCGAAAUUUUUUAAGCAACUAUC
Molecule: messenger RNA, 833 nt
Organism: Coccinella septempunctata (seven-spotted ladybird)
Lineage: Eukaryota; Metazoa; Arthropoda; Insecta; Coleoptera; Coccinellidae
Product: trichohyalin-like
Exons: 3
Coding region: 57-824 (255 amino acids)
Source: RefSeq, a predicted model, not a curated record